AUUGAUUUUUAUUUCUCCAAGGAUUUACUUUAUAAUUUAAAACGGCUUUGAAAAGGAUUGCAAAAUUCCAUUCUGCAAUAAAAUGACCGCGGAAAGUAUCUCAGAGGACCGUCAGCCGAACUGGUCGCAAGACACGCCGACGGUGCAGGAAGUUAGCGAAAUGAUGCGAAGCUUUGGCAUGUGGGACUACGCGGUUUUUGCAUUGAUGUUAGUCAGUUGCGGCUUUAUUGGCAUUUAUUUCGGCUUUAUUAAGAAAUCAUCCGGAAUAGCUGAAUAUCUCGUCGGUGGUAGGAACAUGAAAACGCUUCCAGUCAGUUUAAGUCUAAUAGCCACUUUCAUAUCUGGUACGAUUUCGUUUGUAAUAAUUUCUAAGACUACUGAUU
Messenger RNA from Ceratina calcarata, 383 nucleotides. Its product is annotated as sodium-coupled monocarboxylate transporter 1-like. NCBI's taxonomy places the organism in Eukaryota, Metazoa, Arthropoda, Insecta, Hymenoptera, Apidae. Gene Ontology annotation, molecular function: symporter activity. The transcript has a single exon. Gene Ontology annotation, cellular component: membrane. Gene Ontology annotation, biological process: transmembrane transport; sodium ion transport. The annotation marks the transcript as partial. The record is from RefSeq and is a predicted model, not a curated record.